Orcinus orca (killer whale) is the source of this 477-nucleotide messenger RNA. Its product is annotated as endogenous retrovirus group K member 7 Pro protein-like. The record is from RefSeq and is a predicted model, not a curated record. The coding region runs from base 1 to 477 and encodes 158 amino acids. The transcript has a single exon. Gene Ontology annotation, biological process: proteolysis. Gene Ontology annotation, molecular function: nucleic acid binding; aspartic-type endopeptidase activity. Lineage: Eukaryota; Metazoa; Chordata; Mammalia; Artiodactyla; Delphinidae.
AUGGUAUUUUGGAUUCAAGAAAUUACCAGAAAUAGGCCUUUAAAAACUUUAAAAAUUAAUGAAAAGAAUAUUCAGGGACUGUUAGAUACAGGUGCAGAUUCUUCCUGCAUAGCAGGAAAAGAUUGGCCUAACGGCUGGCCUACCCGGCAUGCUGACAAUAUGUUAGUAGGUUUAGGAACUGCUCCAGCAGUAGCUAAGAGUACCCAGAUUUUAAAUUGGGAGAAUACUGCCAAUAAACAAGCAGGCUCCUUUUGUCCCUAUGUAAUACCUGGCCUGCCAAUGUCCAUUUGGGGAAGAGACAUACUUAUGCAGAUGGGAAUGCUCUUGUAUAGUCCAGAUGACUGGGUCUCCUCACAAAUGUUAAAAAUGGGAUAUGACCCAGAUAAAGGUUUAGGAAAAAAUCAGGAGGGAAGAUUAUAUCCUGUGGUUACUGAGCCCAAAAAUGAUAAACAUGGAGUGGGCUAUCCAAAUUUAUAA